Molecule: messenger RNA, 4868 nt
Organism: Erinaceus europaeus (western European hedgehog)
Lineage: Eukaryota; Metazoa; Chordata; Mammalia; Eulipotyphla; Erinaceidae
Product: cytochrome P450 26B1
Exons: 6
Coding region: 286-1824 (512 amino acids)
Biological process (GO): sterol metabolic process
Molecular function (GO): heme binding; iron ion binding; oxidoreductase activity, acting on paired donors, with incorporation or reduction of molecular oxygen
Source: RefSeq, a predicted model, not a curated record
CCGCUAUAAAGGGAACAAACAAACAAACAAAGUUACACUCCGAGUUGCCUCGUGUCUCCCCUUCUCUCUUCUCUCUAGGCGAUUCCCCCCCACCCCCUCCCUUUCUCCGCUCCCCUCGCAGCCUCCACUCCCCUUCCCUUGGCCCCUUGCUCCUCCUGCCCCAGCCUAAGGUGUGCGGACCCCAGCCGCAUCCUCCCCUCCCCCGCCGCCCGCGCCCGGGCUCCUCCGGCAGCCCGCCCUCCCCCGCCGCGGCCGGCGCAGCCAAUCCCCCGAGCGGCAGCCAACAUGCUCUUUGAGGGCUUGGAGCUGGUGUCGGCGCUGGCCACCCUCGCCGCGUGCCUCGUGUCGGUGACGCUGCUGCUGGCCGUGUCGCAGCAGCUGUGGCAGCUGCGCUGGGCUGCCACCCGCGACAAAAGCUGCAAGCUGCCCAUCCCCAAGGGCUCCAUGGGCUUCCCGCUCAUCGGAGAGACCGGCCACUGGCUUCUGCAGGGCUCGGGCUUCCAGUCCUCGCGGAGGGAGAAGUACGGCAACGUGUUCAAGACGCACUUGCUGGGGCGGCCGCUGAUCCGCGUGACCGGCGCGGAGAACGUGCGCAAGAUCCUCAUGGGCGAGCACCACCUCGUGAGCACCGAGUGGCCGCGCAGCACACGCAUGCUGCUAGGCCCCAACUCCGUAGCCAACUCCAUAGGCGACAUCCACCGCAACAAACGCAAGGUUUUCUCCAAGAUCUUCAGCCAUGAGGCCCUGGAGAGCUACCUGCCCAAGAUCCAGCUGGUGAUCCAGGACACACUGCGUGCCUGGAGCAGCCACCCUGAGGCCAUCAAUGUGUACCAGGAGGCACAGAAGCUCACCUUCCGCAUGGCCAUCCGUGUGCUUCUGGGCUUCAGCAUCCCAGAAGAGGACCUUGGGCACCUUUUCGAGGUCUACCAGCAGUUUGUGGAGAAUGUCUUCUCUCUGCCUGUUGACUUGCCCUUCAGCGGCUACCGAAGGGGCAUCCAGGCCCGGCAGACCCUCCAGAAGGGCCUGGAGAAGGCGAUCCGGGAGAAGCUGCAGUGCACGCAGGGCAAGGACUACUCAGAUGCACUGGACAUCCUCAUCGAGAGUAGCAAGGAGCAUGGGAAGGAGAUGACCAUGCAGGAGCUGAAGGAUGGGACCCUGGAGCUGAUUUUUGCAGCCUAUGCCACCACAGCCAGUGCCAGCACCUCGCUCAUCAUGCAGCUGCUCAAGCACCCAGCUGUUCUGGAGAAGUUGCGGGAGGAACUGCGCACCCAGGGUCUCCUGCACAAUGGCGGCUGCCCCUGUGAGGGUACGCUGCGCCUAGACACCAUCAGUGGGCUGCACUACCUGGACUGUAUCAUCAAGGAGGUCAUGCGCCUCUUCACGCCCGUCUCUGGUGGCUACCGCACUGUGCUGCAGACCUUCGAGCUCGACGGUUUCCAGAUCCCCAAAGGCUGGAGCGUCAUGUACAGCAUCCGGGAUACCCACGACACCGCACCUGUGUUUAAAAACGUGAACGUGUUCGAUCCUGACCGCUUCAGCCAGGCGAGGAGUGAAGACAAGGAUGGCCGCUUUCAUUACCUCCCAUUUGGCGGUGGAGUCCGGACCUGCCUGGGCAAGCACCUGGCCAAGCUCUUCUUGAAGGUGCUGGCAGUGGAGCUGGCCAGCACUAGCCGCUUCGAACUGGCCACCCGGACCUUCCCCCGUAUCACCUUGGUCCCUGUCCUGCACCCCGUGGAUGGCCUCAGUGUCAAGUUCUUUGGCCUGGACUCUAACCAGAACAAGAUCCUUCCUGAGACGGAGGCCAUGCUGAGUGCCACCGUCUAAUCCCGCUGUGCCCGUCUGCCCCCAGCCUCAGCCCCGCUGGCUAUGGGGGUGGGAGGGGGUGAAGGGUAGAAACCUGUGUGUGGGAGGGAUCUGGAACCCCAGGAUGGAGCAACGGUCCCCCCAGAUCUUGCCCUCUCCUUUCCCUGACAAACCCUACCCAAAGCCAAAAAGGCUCUGUCCUUCUGGAGAAAGAGGACCCUCCUGGCUCCUGUUUCUCUCCAGUCUUAUUCUGGUUCCCACCAGCUCAGUCCCUGGGGAAGGACAUGGCCAGGGGCCCUGCAUGCCAGUCACAGUGUUAAGUGUCCAAUGGUUUGUGCUGCCACAUUUGCUUGUGAUCUUCUGAGUCUGCCUGUUCCCUCCAUUUUUCUUGGAUCCUUUCAGUUGAAGGUCAGGUGGUUGACACGAGGGAGGGAGGAAAGCUGUGGCCCCCAUCUUUGGGGCUCUUUUCAGCACCCCAUUCCCUCAAGCUGCAGCUCAGACUGAGGCUGAGUGUCCCUCCCAGGUAUAGCCACACAAGAACAGUACCAAGUCUGAAUCUGAAGCUCCGUUAGACUGGGAGUCACCAAGGUGGCCCCAGAGGGUGUGGUCAGCUGGGAGGGGGGCCCACUCCAGUUUAUACCAGUUUGGACAUUUGAAAUUACCUAUUGCUGCUACUUUUUCUUUCCUCUGAUCUGGGAGCAAAGGGGCCCCAGGUCCUGUCCCCUCAGCACCCUUCCUGGUGGCCCUGGGGGCAUACAAACGGGCAUCCCUCCUCCCCUCCAGUGGGUCUUGAGCCCAACCCAUCCCUGAGGUUCAGGGGCCACUUCCUGUGAACUCCCCCCAUAUUUAUUCACCUAGAUACCCUAACCUUGACAAGCUUCUCCCCCACCCCCUCACCUUGGUUCCAGCUGUGCCAGGCAGGACAUCUGCAAGUGACCACCCCACCACCACCAGUCUAGGGUAGAGCAGCUCCUCUGUGGGUUCAUCCUCUAUCCUGGGGUGAAUGCAGUGCUGUGCCUGCCUUUGUCUUCUGGUGCCCAUGAGGAACUCUGUUUUGUUCUGUCAAGACCCCUGGUUAUAUUGGGGUAUGGAGAGCCCCUUCCUGGCUGCUUCACCUUUGUGUCCCCCACUCCAGCUAGCAAGUAUUUGGCAGGGGGGGUGCGAGGGGGGGAAAGAUACGGGUUCGUUCAUCUGACGGGAGCAAGGGCCCCAUCACCCCUUCUUUAACGCUCAUCCUUUGUCCUUAGCCCUUGGAAAGGUAUCCUUGCUGUCCCUUCCCACCUCUCUGCCACUGUCUGCUUGGCCCAGCUAUGGGGUGUGGGGAAGAGAUGAAAGCAGGGGGAGGUAAGUGCGGAGGCAGUCCUUUCCCAGAGCCUAGGCCUGGUCUCUGGUGGUUGUGGGGAGGGUGGGAGGGGGGCUGCAGAAGGAGAAGGGGUAUGUGUGAUUUGUCAGAUGUGAUUUGGUUGAAAACUGACCCAUCAGGGAUGGAUGACUUGGGGUAGGGGGAAGGGGAGGAGCUCCUGUCACUGCUAUUUUGAGUGUUGGCAAUUUGGGGUGCUUCCUGGGAAUGGCUUGGGGGCCUUUGGUAAUUCUCUAAGCAAUUUUGUCUGUUUGCUGAUUUUCCUUUGCUUUCCAUGUUUCUCUGUUGCCUUUUGAUGUUCUGAAAACAAUGACUGCUCUUCACAAGAAAAUCAAAACCAUACAGAAGAAAAAUGCAGACAUCCAUACCACUAAUUACCUCUGCAGCAGUGACCGCUGUGAGCUACAGGGCAGUCAGUGGAAACCCCCCACCCACACACACACACACACACACCUGCCCUGAGGUCACCUUAAAGGAACGGACUGACCCUGAAACACUGUUCUCAAUUGUUUCACUUGGUUCCUACUUUCCUACUCUUCAGAAAUGGCGCAGAACAGAUAUUAUUGGCAAAAAGGGACCUUGGAUGCAAUUAAGUCAUGAUUUUUCAAUCCCUGCCUCCUUUGGAAAAAAUAGGCAGAGAUACAUAAAAAUCCAUCAGAAACUUGCAGAGUUGCUGCAAGAUGCACCAGAGUUUGGUAAAAAGCCCAGUGUCUGGAUGGUUUAUUCUUCUUUAGGCUGAUCAGAUAUGCUCUGAAUCAUUCUUUUUUUUUUUUUUUUCCUAUUUACUGAAUAUUUAGGAAUGCAGUAUAUGCCUCUCCAGAUAGGAAGACCCCACCGAGGGUGCAGGACCAGAUGGUCUGAGAAGUUAGUGGUCUGCCCCUGAGGUGACCAGCCUGAUGGGAAGCAGAGGAGAUAAAGUUGGGAGUGGCGUGGGCGUGCCUGUGAAGGAGGGAAGAAGGGAAAAGGCUCAUUUGCCUCCAUGGGUCCCAAAGGCAACAAGAAGAGAACUGAAGAAAGCUCUUGACUGGCUGAUGAGGGUUCCAAUGUCAAAAACACACCCAUCUCCCCCUCUCUGGGUCUGUCCAUGUCUGUGUGUCUGUGUAAGUUUGCUAGAGGUAGCAUUAGAUGGGUGAUGUUGUCUCACUUACCAUUCCUAACUAUUGUAACUUGACAUAAAAAAGACAAAACCCCGCAAGACUUCCUGCCCUGGGCUUUGCAGAUUGAAGCACUUUCGAUGUUGGGCGCUGGCGUUUGUGCUCUGGGCCUCACCCUGCCCCUGCCCGGAUCACUAUAAUAUUAUUUUAUACACCUUUUUUUUCAUAAAUGUUAUAAUUUUGUGUCUGUCUUUAUAAACUAUUAUAAGUACUAUUUUUGUUAUAAUUCAAAAUAGAUAUUUAGUAUAAAGGUUUUGCUGUUAAAUAUUUGUUAUUUAGUAAAAUAUGAAUUUUCCUCUAUUGUAAAACAUGGUUCAAAAUAUUAAUAUGUUUUUAUCACAGUUGUUUUAAUACUGAAAAAGCAUUUGUGUGUUUUGAUAUGAAUCUGGUGCCGUGUGAGUGGUUUUGUUUUUUUUUGCUGUCACGUGGUUUUAAUCUGUAUAUGAUAUUCCAUGUUGCAUAUUAAAAAAAAGAAUGUUGUGCAUUUUGUGAUUUUGGAAAUACUCAAUGUGGCUCUUUUAUAGGCUUCCAUAAUAAACUGUGGGGACUCA